AACACUUGUUCCUUCUCUCAAUUUCAAAUACGACGAUCUCUUCGAUGCUUGCUCUUCCUUUCUCCUUCUUCAUUCCCUUCUGAUUCUGCUAUUUCUUAGUCUCGGAUCUCUGGUUUUUCUUCGUGUUUUGUGUGUCGGAUUUGUUCAUUUAGAGGAUACAUAUCUGUUUGGAGUGGAUCCAUUCAAAAGUAAUUGAAGAAAUCAACUCAAAGAAUGGCUUCAAUAUCUCAUUCAUCACUAGCAUUAGGAGGAGCUUCUUCUGCUUCUGCUUCGGAUUACUUGCGUAGUUCGAGCAAUGGUGUUAAUGGGGUACCAUUGAAAACCUUAGGAAGAGCAGUGUUUACUACCAUCAGAAGGAAGGACCUGGCGGUGACAUCUAGGCUCAAGAAAGGUAAGAAAUUUGAGCAUCCAUGGCCUGCGAAUCCUGACCCGAAUGUGAAAGGAGGUGUCUUGUCGUAUCUGUCCGAGUUCAAACCUUUGGGGGAUACUCAAAAGCCUGUCACUUUGGAUUUCGAGAAACCACUAGUCGAAUUGGAGAAGAAGAUUGUCGAUGUGAGGAAGAUGGCGAAUGAAACCGGGUUAGACUUCACUGAGCAGAUUAUCACUUUGGAGAACAAGUAUAGACAGGCACUGAAAGAUCUUUACACGCAUCUCACUCCAAUACAACGUGUGAACAUUGCGCGCCAUCCCAACCGACCUACUUUCCUUGAUCAUAUACAUAACAUCACUGACAAGUUUAUGGAGCUUCAUGGAGACCGAGCGGGGUAUGAUGACCCUGCAAUUGUGACCGGUAUUGGAACCAUCGAUGGAAAACGUUACAUGUUCAUAGGUCACCAGAAAGGUAGAAACACCAAAGAAAAUAUAAUGCGUAACUUUGGUAUGCCUACUCCUCACGGAUAUAGGAAAGCACUUCGGAUGAUGUAUUAUGCAGACCAUCACGGUUUUCCAAUCGUGACAUUCAUCGACACUCCUGGAGCCUAUGCAGACCUUAAAUCCGAGGAACUCGGACAGGGUGAAGCGAUUGCCAACAAUCUGAGAACGAUGUUCGGCCUGAAAGUGCCAAUUCUUUCUAUUGUUAUUGGGGAAGGUGGUUCUGGUGGUGCUUUAGCCAUUGGCUGUGCUAAUAAAAUGCUGAUGCUCGAAAACGCAGUUUUCUAUGUUGCCAGUCCAGAGGCCUGUGCAGCGAUUUUGUGGAAGACUUCCAAGGCUGCUCCUGAGGCUGCUGAAAAGCUUAGAAUUACCUCCAAGGAGCUGGUCAAGCUUAAUGUAGCUGAUGGAAUCAUUCCUGAACCGCUUGGCGGGGCCCAUGCUGAUCCUUCAUGGACGUCGCAGCAGAUAAAGAUUGCUAUCAAUGAAAACAUGAAUGAAUUCGGAAAAAUGAGUGGGGAGGAGCUCCUGAAGCACAGGAUGGCUAAGUACCGAAAGAUUGGAGUGUUCAUAGAAGGUGAAACAAUAGAGCCGAGUAGGAAAGUCAACAUGAAGAAGAGGGAAGCCGUGUUCUCAGAUAGCCGGAAGCUGCAGGGGGAGGUUGACAAGCUGAAGGAGCAGAUUCUGAAAGCCAAAGAGACGUCUUCAGAAGACGAGCCUUCGAGUGAAGUUCUUAAUGAGAUGAUUGAGAAACUCAAAUCCGAGAUAGAUGACGAGUACACUGAAGCUGCCAUUGCAGUAGGUUUGGAGGAGAGACUAACGGCGAUGCGCGAAGAGUUCUCGAAAGCAAGUUCAGAAGAGCAUCUUAUGCACCCGGUUCUGAUCGAGAAAAUUGAGAAGCUCAAGGAAGAGUUCAAUACCCGUUUGAUUGACGCGCCUAACUACGAGAGCCUAAAAUCUAAGCUUAACAUGCUGAGGGACUUUUCCAGAGCCAAAGCAGCAUCAGAAGCUACUUCAUUGAAAAAGGAGAUCAAUAAGCGGUUCCAGGAAGCUGUAGACCGUCCUGAAAUUAGAGAAAAGGUUGAGGCAAUCAAAGCUGAGGUCGCGAGCUCAGGAGCUUCAUCUUUUGACGAGUUACCUGAUGCAUUGAAAGAAAAAGUUCUGAAGACUAAAGGGGAGGUCGAAGCAGAGAUGGCGGGUGUGUUAAAGUCAAUGGGUCUGGAGCUUGAUGCUGUGAAACUGAAUAUGAAGGAUCCGGCUGAGCAGACCUUUGCCGCAAACGAAAACCUUCAAGAAAAACUUGAAAAGCUGAACCAAGAAAUCACCAACAAGAUUGCAGAGGUGGUGAGGACACCAGAGAUCAAGAGCAUGGUCGAGUUGCUGAAAGUGGAAACCGCAAAGGCGAGCAAAACGCCUGGUGUCACCGAAGCAUAUCAGAAGAUCGAGGCACUUGAGCAGCAGAUCAAGCAGAAGAUUGCAGAGGCUCUGAACAUGUCCGGACUGCAGGAAAAGCAAGAGGAGCUCGAGAAGGAGAUUGCAGCUGCACGUGAACUGGCUGCAGAGAAUUCAGACGGGAGUGUGAAGGAAGAUGACGACGACGACGAAGAUAGUUCAGAAUCCGGGAAAUCGGAGAUGGUUAACCCCAGCUUCGCCUAAAGCACAAAACAAGACAUUGUUUGAUCUUGAAGCUCUUCUGAUUUCCCUGGUAAAGAGGCUAUAUCCUCCACGAUCUGAAGCAAAAAGAAACAGAUAAACUCCGGUGGAGGAACAGCAAUUUAAAGACCUUGCUUUCUCUAGUUUAGCUUCUGGAACAUGAUUUCUGGAUUGGAUUGGAACAAGCGUUUGAAGUUGACUUUUGUCUUUGGAUUCAUUUCUGUAUUGUUAUGUCUUGUUUCGUUAGAAUACUAGUUUUUGUCUUUGACAUACGUAACACUUUUCACUCCUCUUCUGGUCAAUCCUUUGAUAUUUAUAAAAUUUGUCUAAAUAA
Arabidopsis arenosa is the source of this 2854-nucleotide messenger RNA. Lineage: Eukaryota; Viridiplantae; Streptophyta; Magnoliopsida; Brassicales; Brassicaceae. The record is from the annotation of a GenBank genome assembly.